Messenger RNA from Osmerus eperlanus (European smelt), 2169 nucleotides. RefSeq names its product WT1 transcription factor b (gene wt1b). Gene Ontology annotation, cellular component: nucleus. The transcript has 9 exons. NCBI's taxonomy places the organism in Eukaryota, Metazoa, Chordata, Actinopteri, Osmeriformes, Osmeridae. Bases 394 to 1641 code for a protein of 415 amino acids. Gene Ontology annotation, biological process: regulation of transcription by RNA polymerase II. Gene Ontology annotation, molecular function: RNA polymerase II cis-regulatory region sequence-specific DNA binding; DNA-binding transcription factor activity, RNA polymerase II-specific. The record is from RefSeq and is a predicted model, not a curated record.
AACCUCAGAGACCGACUACCCCCACACACUCCCAGCAGAGACGAUCCACAGGACCUGCCCUCACAGACGCACCCGCCCGCUGGACCCAAGUCAUCCCUGGAUCCCUGGCUCUCUUCCUCUGACUCAGCAGGACCCAAACAUGGCUCCCUAGACUGGAUCGCGCCAAGGAGGGUUCAACAAGAUACAAAAAAAAGAAGAAGUUUCCUAGUGGUUUUGUUAAGGACCAUUUUUUUUUUUCUCAAAACGCUACGCACCUGAUCACCCCCACCUCCACAUCGAGUCGUUCGUUUCAUCCGGGGGAUUCGCCAAACCGCUUGGGUUUCACAUUUGUGUUUGUGACAGGACCGCGUUGUCCUCCACCCCCGCCCCUCCUCCGCCCCUCUCCGCGCCCCGAUGUUGACAGAGUCGUACGGAACCCUGGGGAGCCCUGCGGGGUCCGACCUCCGGGACCUAGGCUCAUUCCUGCCCCCGGUCCCCUCAGUCCCCUCCCUGCCGGGGGGCUGCUCCCAGUGGCCCCCCCUCCUGGACCUCCACCCCAGCUCCCCCUACGGCUCCCUGCCCUCCCUGCCCUCCAUGAUCAAACAGGAGCCCGGAUGGGGCUCCCAGGAGCCCUUAGAGGACCCUCACUGCGGCCUAGGAGCCUUCACUCUGCACUUCUCUGGACAGUUUACAGGCACGGGCCCCUGCCGGGUAGGGGCCCUUGGAGAGCCCGCGGCGGCCCACGGCAGGGUGUUCCCCAGCGGGGCCUACCUCCCCAGCUGUGUGGACGCCUCUCCAGCUCCCAGGAACCAGGAUUACGGGACGUUGGGCUUCGACCACGCGCUCAGUUACGGUCACACUCCUCCUCAUCAGUCCCCGCAGAUCUCCAGCCACUCGUUCAAACUCGAGGAGAACCUGUCUCCUCAGACCACGAUGGUGAAUCAGCAGUACCAAUGCCCCCCCCCCCCUCCCAUGUUCAGCUACCACAACCCUGCAGAGUCCUGUCCCAGCAACCCUGCUCUUCUCCUCAGGAACUACAACAGUGAUGACCUCUACCAGAUGGAGUGUGUCGCGUGGAACCAAGUCAAUCCGAUGGCCCCGCCCAUGAAGAGCCACGGGACGGGGUACGAGAGUGCCCCCACAGCGCCCCCGGUGGUGCUCAGCUGCAGCGCCCAGUAUCACAUCCACACACACGGAGUGUUCAGAGGACCACAGGAUCUCAGACGUGGCCCAGGCGUUGCCCCCUCUGUAUCCAAGCCCUCAGAGUUGGGGGUGAAACGCCCUUUUGUGUGUCCCUACGCUGGCUGCAGCAAGAAGUACUUCAAACUGUCCCACCUGCAGAUGCACGGCAGGAAGCACACAGGAGAGAAGCCCUAUCCGUGUGAUGUCACCGACUGUGGCAGAAAGUUCUCAAGAUCAGACCAGCUGAAGAGGCACCAACGUAGACACACAGGAGUGAAGCCGUACCAGUGUGAGACGUGUCAGAGGAAGUUCUCCCGGUCGGACCAUCUGAAGACACACACACGGACUCAUACAGGUAAAACAAGUGAGAAGCCAUUCACCUGUCGUUGGUCCAGCUGUCAGAAGAAGUUUGCUCGUUCAGAUGAGCUAGUGCGUCACCACAGCAUGCACCAGAGGAACCUCUCUAAGCUGCAGUCCUGAUGACCAAGAUGAUGAUUAUACACCCUGAAGAUGAAGAUGACAGCGGUGAUGAUGAAGAUGAUGACGACAGUGGUGAUGAAGACGACUCCUCCGAUGAUGAAGACGAUGGAGGUGAUGAUGAUGACGAGGAUGUUGGUGAUGGCGAAGGGGGAGGUGUCCCACCUUGGUACAGCCAGUCUGAGAGCAGGGUUAUGGAGGGUGGAUGAAUGAUUAUGAUAAUGAUGUACAAUCUUCAUUAUGUUGUUGUAAUAUUAUUAUUACAAUUUUUUACUGUAAUAUAACUUGCACUGUCAUUAUGUAGCAUUGUCAUGACUCCCUGGAUUGUAUAAACUGGAGUUAGGAGAUCAUUUCACUACUUACACAACCAGUGGAACCGAGAGAAAUAUUGCAAUGAAUGGGACAUUAAUUUUUUUUAAUAUAUAUAUAUAUCCGUACAGUAUACAAUUUUACAAACUGCUUUUGUAUAUAUUUGGCAUUGUUGCUAUUUCGUUUUUGUACUUUCAAUUUUAUAAAAAGUUAUUCUUGAUC